Dermacentor silvarum is the source of this 933-nucleotide messenger RNA. RefSeq names its product brain-specific serine protease 4. Gene Ontology annotation, molecular function: serine-type endopeptidase activity. The transcript is spliced from 3 exons. Lineage: Eukaryota; Metazoa; Arthropoda; Arachnida; Ixodida; Ixodidae. The record is from RefSeq and is a predicted model, not a curated record. Gene Ontology annotation, biological process: proteolysis. The coding region runs from base 59 to 553 and encodes 164 amino acids.
CUACCACUUCUAUAAUGGAGUGUCACGCGAUGUCGCACUUCUGCACAUUGAACAGACGAUGCACGGCGUGGAAAUACUGUCUCGCGUUACUCCGCUCUGCUUGCCUUCUCAAAACGCAGACUUCGUCGGCGCCUACUGCGUGAUCACUGGAUCGGGAAUACAAAAUGAUGGCACUCAGCCAAGGACGCUUAGGUAUGUUCCUAUGCCUGUACUACAACCCGAAUACUGCGCCCGUUUCGUCGGUGAAAGGGCUGUUGCAGAGGGCAUGAUGUGUGCUGGCCAACUGGGAAAACAGCAAGGAGCCUGUUUUGGUGACUCUGGUGGGCCACUGCAGUGUACUUUUGACCAUCACGUGUGGUUCCUGGCUGGCGUAAUAUCCCGGGGUGACUGCUACAGGACGCAUCAGCUGCCUCUUGUGCUCACCAGUGCCUCUGCAUUGGCGCAGUGGAUUCUUCACGUGAUUGGAGACUCCCAUGUGCAGAACCCUUUAUGGAACGCUGCACCGAAUGUGUUGAAUCAAGUCACGGCUCCGCAACUAUACUGGAAACUUUAAAGAACCAAGCAACUAACCAGGACGUUGGAUGAUUUAUCUCACGAGUAUAGCUCUUGCAUUCAGAAGGUCUAGAUCAAUAUGGAAAAUUCGAAUGAAAGAAUUUCAUUUAUUUAUAAAGAAUCCGGUGCAAAACUAAAAUAAUUACUACAAGUCGCAGUACUCCGGCAUUAUGUAUGUUUACGUACCACGUUACUGCACAUCGCUAAAGACGCCACGGUUAUAGUCAAAUCGGGUGUGUUUCUGUGCACGAAGACUUUGCCAUUGUUCUAUGAUCUUCAGUAACCGGCUAAAUAUGGUUUCUGCCAAGAUAAAAACUUAAGCUAACCCGGAGCUUCCAGCCCUGGCGACUGCGUGACUGACUUCCAAUAUUGGUUUACCUC